Messenger RNA from Aphis gossypii (cotton aphid), 5583 nucleotides. It is a transcript of the gene Hdc, whose product is annotated as histidine decarboxylase. The record is from RefSeq and is a predicted model, not a curated record. NCBI's taxonomy places the organism in Eukaryota, Metazoa, Arthropoda, Insecta, Hemiptera, Aphididae. Gene Ontology annotation, molecular function: pyridoxal phosphate binding; histidine decarboxylase activity. The transcript is spliced from 17 exons. The coding region runs from base 354 to 2273 and encodes 639 amino acids. Gene Ontology annotation, biological process: L-histidine catabolic process; histamine biosynthetic process.
CCGACACUUUUGAUCGGGCCACCGAUGACUCUGGCUUGACCAAAAUCGUCUUCUCUCUUCAGUGCAUGAGCAGUGAGCACCUACCAAAAAAUUCAGUGCACGAGUACCUCUCAACCAGACAAGUGCAGGAGCACAUCACAGAUAGCCAAGACAUAUACUCAAAAAAUCUUGCGAGCGACAACUGUGCCGUUUCAUUUUUUUUAAACAAAAUUAAUAAGUUUUCAGUCAUUUCUUUUUGAGUAUUUAAAAUAAUUCUUUCUCUCCUUAUUAACGUCGACUACGUGUUCAGACAGCUACCUACGGAUAAGAUAAUUUAUUUUGAUAAGCCUAAUUUGAAACCCUUAUCUUCACUAAUGGAUUUCGAUGAAUAUAGAACAAGAGGAAAAAUAAUGAUAGACUAUAUAGCCGAUUAUUUAGAAACAAUACGGGAACGGCGUGUCUACCCGAACGUGCACCCGGGAUAUCUAAGGAACUUAACACCAGACUGUGCUCCCGUUGAACCAGAAUCGUGGGACCACAUAAUGGACGACGUCGAGAACAUCAUUAUGCCUGGGAUCACACACUGGCAAUCGCCUCAGAUGCAUGCGUAUUUUCCGGCACUAAAUUCGUUCCCUUCACUAUUGGGUGACAUGCUAGCGGACGCGAUCAACUGCCUAGGAUUCACAUGGGCCAGCAGCCCUGCUUGCACAGAGUUGGAAAUCUUAGUAAUGAACUGGCUGGGAAAGAUGAUCGGACUUCCCGAAGCGUUUUUACAUACGCACAACGAGAGCAAAGGAGGAGGCGUCAUCCAGACUACAUCAAGUGAAGCGACAUUUGUUUGCUUAUUAGCUGCCAGAACUCAGGCGAUCCGUCGGAUACAGGAGACAAAUCCAGAACUAGAAGAUGUAGAAAUAAAUAGCAGACUGGUGGCUUACUGUUCUGAUCAGGCUCAUUCAUCAGUCGAAAAAGCUGGUCUCAUUGGACUCGUGAAAAUGCGAUUUAUUGAAAGUGACGACUCCUUAUCUCUUAGAGGAGCUCAAGUGAUGGAAGCUAUCGCCAUUGAUAAAAAACAAAACUUGAUACCAUUUUUUCUAUGUGCGACGUUGGGUACAACUGGCGCUUGUGCGUUCGACAAACUCGAAGAACUCGGACCGAUAUGCCACGCGGAAGACAUGUGGUUUCAUGUCGACGCUGCGUACGCGGGUACUGCGUUUAUAUGUCCAGAAUUUCGUCAUUGGCUCUCGGGUGUCGCAUACGCAGAUUCGAUUGCAUUCAAUCCUAGUAAAUGGAUGAUGGUCCAUUUCGAUUGCACGGCAAUGUGGGUCAAAAACAGUGAAUGCCUUCAUCGGACUUUCAACGUUGAUCCGUUAUAUUUACAACAUGAAAAUUCAGGACUUGCUAUCGACUAUAUGCACUGGCAAAUACCAUUGAGUAAACGAUUUAGAGCAUUGAAACUGUGGUUUGUGAUUCGAUGUUUUGGAAUAAAAGGUCUUCAAAAACAUAUUAGAGCAGGUGUACAGUUGGCCAACAAAUUCGAACUUCUUGUGUUGAAUGAUAAAAGAUUCGAAAUACCUGCAGCUAGACAUUUAGGUUUAGUCGUUUUUCGUCUGCGUGGAGAAAAUCAUUUAACAGAAAGACUGCUAAAGCGCUUAAAUUCUAAAGGAAGAAUUCAUUGUGUUCCUGCAUCACUUAAAGGUAAAUACGUUAUACGUUUUACUGUAACUUCACAAUAUACUACGAUUUCGGACAUUACAAGAGAUUGGGCUGAAAUUAAAGCGACGGCUACUGAAAUCAUUAACGACGACAAAGCUGACUCUACCUACAAUAAAUCAAAAGUUUCAUUAGCUGAGACACGUAAUUGGAACAAUAACUUCGGUGCCAGUCUACUAUUAGCCAAUUCACCUAUGUCACCAAAAGUUGUAAACGGAAGCUUUGCCGCAUUGUUUGAUAAUGGAGACGAUUGGUCACGAAAACUAUUGAGAAGUGAAAUGAAAGACAGCUCUUCAAUGAGAAGAAGAAUUCGCGGGAUUUUAAUGUCUGGAAAACAGUUUUCUCUGGAUUCACGUAUGGAUUUAGUCCAAGGAAUGGUUCCAACUGCAUCAAAAAAGGCAAUCAUGACAGAUUCCGUUAAAGAUUCAUUAGAAGAAACGUCAGAAAAUAAGAGCACAGAGAAUGAUGAAAAAGAGAAGAACGGAGAACCGAAAAAUCCUAAAUCUCGUAUUUUUCGUCUUCCACAACAUGAAACCAAUCUAACUCCUUUGAUGGAAGGCAAUAACACAGAUCUUAUAGAUUAGUUAAAUCACCAUAAUGUGGUAAAUUAAUCCUUUAUUUAUUUCUAGAUGUUUGUAUUAUUUUUCAAUAAAUAUCUAUCAAUAGCAAUUACAAAUUUUUUUAAAUAAUUAUAAUAAGUAUAUUUAUUUUAGAAUCAUAGCAUUUUUUUUGUACAAUAUUCUAUCUUUAUUUCAUUUGUUACAAAUUACAUUUAUUACACAUUUUUAAACUAUAACUAUAUUAUUUAAUUUAGUAUUUAUCAAAUAUCAAAUAAGAAUAGAGGCUUUAAAAUUGCUAUUUAACUGCUUUGAUUUCUAAUUUGCUAUCAAGAUAUAUUGUUAUUUAAAGUCUUCAGAUAUACCUAAUGUAAUUUAAAAUCGAGAACUAAUUUAAAACAAAAAAACAUAUUUACUUUUUUAUUUUGUAAUCAAAAUACAAUCAUAUACCUACCUACUAUUAUGAAUAUAUAUUUCUUUUUAAUUAAAACUUUAAAUUCUAACUGUAAACAUAACUUUAAAUCUAUAAUUAUUAAAGGAAUAUAAUAUUAUGUCAAACGUACUUACACGCAGUUAAGUAGAGUACAUUAUUAAACAUAUAAUAGAAAGGUAUCCAUAAAAUGCAUUUUAUUUUAUAAAAUAUAAGAUCUACAAUAUUAUUACCUAUUUCAAACAUAAACUAUGGUUAAAAAAUAAACAUAUCUAUCCAUUUACACAAUUAGAAUAAAAGAAUUAACAAGUCAUAGAUUCAGAUGUUUAUCUGUUAAAAAAUUCCACUAAAAUGUUUUUGAAAUCAUAUUUUAAAUGUAAUAAUAUAAAAUAUUAUUUAGGUUUAUGUUUUUAUUGAUAAUUGUUUUAAAACAAAAGUAGUAGUAUAUCGGUAUGUAAUAUAUAUAGUGUGAUUUUAGACUGUUAAAUGUUUAUAGCUCCAUCAUAAAUAUUUAAAUUGGAGGGAGGAGAUAAAGCUACAGAUAAUCGUUAUAAUAAUAGUUAAUACUUAAUUAUCAAAUUUAAUCUAAUAGGUUUAAAUAAUUUGAUAUAUUUUUAAAUAUUAUGACAUAAUACAUAAUAUCAAUUUAGGUGUACGAUUCUUGUAGUUUUGAUGAGAUAAGUUUUGUGAGAACUCCAUUCUUCCUUCCGAGACACUUAUUAUAAUGCCCUAAUAUAAUAAUAAGUAAUAACAUAUAAUAUUGAUUAAGUUUAAUGAAGAAUAACCAGAUACAUGAUACAUAUUAUACAUUUUAAUAUUUAUAAAAAUUUAUAUAGGCUAUAUAAAUAUUAAUCAAUAUAUUUUCAAGCAUUACCUUACUCAUAAAUGAUUUAAAAUUAAAAACUAUUAAAUUAUAUUAUAAUAUAUUAUCAUCUAAACAUAUUUUAAAUUUCUGACUAUCUAACGUUUAGUAUAGUAAACAUAUCUAUUUAUACAACUGUAGUUUGACUCUAUGAGAAUCCAUCGGGUCUAGUCAAGUAUCUAAUCAACUAGGAAUUAUUUAGAAUAACGUAAAUCUAUAAUCUCUAAAUAUCGUAAAUCUCAAAAUGGUUUGAUUCACAUUACUCAUAUAUUUUAUUAUUUGGAUUUUUUUUUUUAGAGUAUUUUAAUCCUAUCCCUAUUUUUAUUUUUUAAGUGUAAAUAUUGUUCUGUGUAUGACUUGUAUACCUUCAUUGUAUAAUAUAAUACGUAGGUACUAAAAAAUCCAUAGAAUCAAUUUUCAGUUAUUUUUCCGUAGGUAACAAAUUAGGUUAAUAUGUACGUUUUUUAUUAUUGCAGUCUAAGCUAAUAUUAUAAUUAGUAUGCAAGUAGUGAACUUAUGAUCUUAAUUUUGCUAUAUAGUAUUUUAAUUUUAAAAAUUUUAGUCACAAUAAAUACUAUAAUAGGCAUUAGUAAACAUUCCAGUUUAUACGACUAUUAAAGGAUUCGGUUAAAAAUUAGUCAACUUAAUUUAUUGUACUUACCUAAAUACUUUAUUGUCUUAAGAGGACGUUACCCAUGCAUUUGUUGUCUCCAUCUUACACACACCCAACAUAGCAAAAUUUCGUUCACUAGUUUCAAUAGUGUGUUGUUAGUAUUGAUAUUAGAUUAAAUUGACCUAUAAUCAAACUUUUAGGUAAGAACAUUAUCUGUGCUUAAGCGUUGGCGAUUUUUCAAUUUUUUCAAGCAUACUGUGAGCAAGAAUGUAGUGAAAUAUCACAAAAUAAAAAUACUCAUAUCUCGCUUAAAAAUUAAACUAUGGAAUAGAAGCCAACGCUUAAGCACAGAUAAUGUUAUUAUCUAAAAGUUAUAUAAUAAUUGGUCAAUUCACUCUAAUAUCAAAAUUAACAGCACACUAUUGAAACCAGUGAACGAAAUUUUGUUAUGUCGGGCGUGUGUAAGACGGAGAUUACAAAUACAUGGAUAACAUCCUCUUAAAUAUAACUAUCAAUGGCUAAUAAUAUUAAAAUACCUACACUAUUGUAAUAAAGAAAUACAUCUAAAUUUAUUAUUAUUUUUUUAACUAUAAGGAUAUUGUUUGGAAAGUUAAUAACUUACCUAUAUAAAUGUUAGCGAUAAUUUGAUUUAAAAAAAUGUAUAUUGCCUAGGUAUUAUUCAUACUAUAUUUUCGUUAAAUAUUACAAUAACGAAAAUGAUAGUUAAUCCUGUUCUCAUUAUCUAAAAACAACCAAAGAUUGCUAACAAUUUGUUUAAAAAAACAACCAAUAACUAUGGAAAAUGUACGCUGAAAGAAAAACGCUAUAUUAUAUUAUAUCUCAUAAUUCGUUUUUAUGAUAAUAAUAUUAUAAUUAUUAUUUUGGAAUAUUUUUUAAGGUCAAAAUGUGUCUAUUUUUAUUAAAAUUCAAAACAAACAUUUACUAUAAUAAUACUGAUUUCAUAUUUUAAUGACUAAUAGUUAUCAUUUGUAUUUACUAGACCGUUUAUCAUUUAAUUAUUGUUUGAGACAGUUUGACACAAUUUAAAAUAGGUACCUAUUUAAUUAUAAUUUAAAAUAUAUUUUCUAACUUUGCAAAACGGUCAUUAUCAUUAUUGGUUAGCAAUACACUAGAAUUACUAAAUACCGACAUUGCCGCUUACACUUACCUAUACAUAUAUAUAAUAUAUAUAUAUAUUAUAACUUAUAAUUACUAAUAGAUGCUUACAUACUUGUAUUUAAUAGUUUAACGUAAACUUACAAUAUUAUAUAAACUAUUUAACCAAUAUUAUUGUAUCAUUAUAUUUAUUUACGCAAUUGACAUAUUAAAAUUAUUAUUUUUUGUAUAAGCUAAUCAUUGUAAUUUGUUUAAAAAUGUAUAAUACACUUAAUAAUAAUUAUCAUUUACCUAUAUAUUUUAGCAUUUUAGUGAU